GGUGAACGGAUCUUGCGGGGAACGUCGACUCGAAUGAUAAUUCGGAUAAGUGUCCUCGAGAUGCGCAGUGCUCUCAUUAUCUGAUUACUUUGGGCGACGAACAUGGACACCUUCGAGUACAACGCCAACCCCGCGCGCGUCAUCUUCGGCAACGGCACCCUCCAGCGCCUGCCCGACGAGCUCGCCCGCCUCAAGCUCUCCGCGCCGCUCCUGCUCUCCACCCCGCAGCAGGUCGACCAGGCGAACGCGCUCAAGGAUGUGCUCGCCGGCAAGAUCGCAGGCCUUUUCACAGAGGCGACGAUGCACACGCCCACGAGCGUAACGGAGAAGGCGCUCGCAUAUGCUAAGGAGGCCGGCGCGGACUGCGUCGUGUCCAUCGGCGGGGGGAGCACCAUCGGCCUCGGCAAGGCGAUCAGCGUGCGCACGGGGCUCCCGCACGUCUGCAUCCCGACGACGUACGCCGGGAGCGAGAUGACGCCCAUCCUGGGCGAGACGGCGGACGGGAGGAAGACGACGAGGACGGACCCGAAGAUCCUGCCCGGCACGGUCAUAUACGAUGUGGACCUCACUAUGUCCCUCCCCGCGGGGCUGAGUGCGACCAGCGGCGUCAACGCCAUCGCCCACGCAGUCGAGGCGCUCUACGCGAAGAACACGAACCCCAUCAUCUCCCUCCUCGCCCUCGAGGGCAUCUCCGCGCUGACCUCCUCCCUCCCCGCGAUUGUCGAGGAUCCCCUCUCCGUGCCCGCGCGCCAGAAAGCGCUCUACGGCGCCUGGCUCUGCGGGACGUGCCUUGGCAGCGUCGGCAUGGCGCUGCACCACAAGCUCUGCCACGCCCUCGGCGGGUCGUUCAACCUCCCGCACGCGGAGACGCACACCAUCGUGCUCCCGCACGCGCUCGCGUACAACGCGCCCGCCAUCCCCGAUGUUAUGGAGCGCCUCGGCGCGGCGUUCGGCGGGGGCGACGCGGUUAAGGGGGUCAAUGUCCUACUCGCGAAGCUCAAGGUCAAGAGGGGCCUGAGGGAGUAUGGCAUGAAGGAGGAGGAUAUUGAUAGGGCUGCGGAGAUUGCGGUUAGUAAUCCGUAUUAUAACCCGCGCCCCGUCGAGAAGGAGAAGAUCAGGGAGCUGAUUAGGAGGGCGUGGGCUGGUGAGGAGGCCAGAGCUGAUUUGUAGGUGAAGAAGUAGGCCAAGUGUACUUGUAUGAAUUGACGGGUCCGUGUCUUCCAUGGGUUAUGCCUUAUUCUCGGGCCCUUUCUUUACUCGCCAGCUCCUGCUUAUAACCUUACAGUGCUGAAUGAGCUGAGGGCAAACCUGGAUUGAGAUAAG
Molecule: messenger RNA, 1323 nt
Organism: Gloeophyllum trabeum ATCC 11539
Lineage: Eukaryota; Fungi; Basidiomycota; Agaricomycetes; Gloeophyllales; Gloeophyllaceae
Product: maleylacetate reductase
Exons: 2
Coding region: 103-1170 (355 amino acids)
Biological process (GO): protein histidyl modification to diphthamide
Cellular component (GO): mitochondrion
Molecular function (GO): 2-(3-amino-3-carboxypropyl)histidine synthase activity; maleylacetate reductase activity; alcohol dehydrogenase (NAD+) activity
Source: RefSeq, a predicted model, not a curated record